Xenopus laevis (African clawed frog) is the source of this 503-nucleotide messenger RNA. Its product is annotated as protein kinase C delta type-like. The record is from RefSeq and is a predicted model, not a curated record. The coding region runs from base 80 to 373 and encodes 97 amino acids. The transcript is spliced from 3 exons. Lineage: Eukaryota; Metazoa; Chordata; Amphibia; Anura; Pipidae.
ACCCCAAGGUUUAUCCAAAUGAUCUGUGUUUCACUUUCUUCCUCUUUGUCUCCGUUACCAGCUGGCUGCAUGCAUUGUGAUGGAGUACGCCAGUGGAAACAGCUUGGAGAAAUUCAUUAAGCGCACUGGGAAACUGAAGAUGGACGCUAUAACAUUCUACACAGCAGAGAUCAUAUGCGGCCUGCAGUUCCUCCACGCCAACGGGAUUGUCCAUCGGGACAUCAAACUGGAUAACAUCCUGUUGACCGGCGAGGGACACAUAAAGAUCGCUGACUUUGGUGUGGCUGUAGAGGGAAUGUUUGGCCAGAGGAAAGUUAAAGGCAAGGCUGGAACAGUGAAAUACAUGGCCCCAGAGGUGAGUUGCUCUGAAUAAAAUUAUAUAGCUCAGAGGAAUUAGAAAACCUGAUCUCUUUGCUAGUUUACAUUGAUUUUAUCAUCACUUCAACUGCUUAGUAUUUAGAGUUUGUAGCAUGUUCUUUAGUUUUAGGGUCAGGCCACACUGG